AUGGCCCCUUCCUACUCCUCCGAUGGUCCACCGCACCCCUCGACGAGCAACAACGACCCGGGUUCGACUCUGGGCGGCAUCUCGUCGUCGUCGUCGAGCGUGGCCCAUGCGCGCUCGUUGCUUACGCUCGACGCGUUCAAGCAGGACAACUUCAACGUCGCCCGACUGGUCGAGAGUCUGAUGGAGGACGAUGUCAAGCAGGCCAGAGCUGAUGGAGGAGGUGCGUGCGCAUGCGGGUCACGCGACGUGGAAGGCCCGAGUGUAGGGCAGUGUAGGGCAGUGUAGGGCAGUGUAGGGCCGUGUAGGCUACGGGUGUUGGCUCGAUGAUGAUGGGCGUUACAUGCUCCAGGGCAGUGUCGAGUCGGAAUAGCGCGAUAGUCGAGAACGAGUGCACCGAGCAUGCACCAUGUGCUGACGCUGGUUCACAUCCCUUGCACGCCAGCGUUCGACCCUCAACCCCACAUCAAGACACUCGAGCAAGCGCUGUCGGUGCUGCUCCCUCUUCGCAAGGCGAACGCGACCAAGACCGCUGAACUCGAAAAGGCCGUCGCUGCCGCAGAGAGGGCUUACAGGAACGACGUUCGAGGCGCCAAGGCUGGAUUCGAAGUCAGUCCUCGAGUCCAGCGACGGGGGGGCGAGCCUUCCUCGGUGUAGGCGGCCGCUGACCCGUUAGACAAACUGCGAUUUCGAGCAGACCGUCAACACUCAAUUCCAGGCCCUCGAUUCCAAGAUUACAAAUGUAGGCAGAGGCGCUGUUCGGAUAGGUAAGCCGGCGCCUCGACCUCUUGCCAGUACCCGAGGCUCUUCCCUGACUCGUCCCCGUCUCGUCCCAUCUCGUCAGGUGAACAGCUGGAGAGCAUCGACCGGCUCAGACAACGUGCUUCCGAGGCACACGAUCUCAUUCUCUACUACAACGAGACAGCUCUGGGAGAUACCUCUCGGUGCGUCCAUAUGCGUACCCAACAUGCCAUCUCGACAGCAAUGAAUCCUCAUCCGGCCAUAACCUUUCUCCCUCCCCGACAGACUCGAGAUGAUGCGAAAGGACGGUGGAAGGGAAGGUCGGGCCAAGGUCGCCGUCGCAGCGAGGCGGUUGAUGAGCUUGGCCAGAGAGGUAGAAGGUGUUGACGGGGCCGAACAGGUGAGCAGUCACCGGUGAGCAGUUGCCGAGGUCUUCGUUCACUGAACCCUGGUGGCUCCGGCAGACCCGAGAUACGAUCGAAAAGUACUGCGAGCGCUUCGAAAAGGACAUGCUCAAGUUGUUCGAUCGCUAUUAUCGCAAAGGAGACCCAAAGGCCAUGGCCGUCAGUGCUCAGAGCUUAAAAUGACUCGUCCUGUCGGGAAGUGGUUUCUGACGUGGUCUCGUUCUAUAAUUCUCCCGCAGCACUGCGCCAAGACCUUGCAAGACUUCAACGGCGGACAGUCUUGCAUACAGAUCUACGUCAAUCAGCACGACUUCUUCAUCUCAAAGGAAAGGGUUCAAGAGUCGGCAGGGAAUUUUGUGGGCGGAGCAAUGUGAGUCAAACGGACCCCUCAUCCGCGACUCGUACUGUGCUGACCGAACUUUGCUUACGACGUCAUACAGUUGGGAGCUUUUGCCAGACCCUGACGCACUCGCACCACGCAAUGAGCCGGGCCUGAACAGCCUUUAUGAUGAGAUCCGGGUGACGGUUGGGCAAGAGGCUCAAAUCAUCACCGCCGUCUUUCCGAAUCCGCCGAUCGUCAUGCAGGUAUUCUUGCAGCGCGUUUUUGCCCAGGUCGUGAGUGGUCUUCAUGCGCUGUCAAAUGGACCGCAACAGAGGUUGAAUGAGUGGGAUGGCUCACCCGCAGAUUCAAGCUUACAUUGAAACGCUCGUGGAAACGGCAUCGUCGUCCUCGUCGCUCGCCUACCUCCGAAUCCUCCAUCUAGCACGAUCGACGACCAACACAUUGAUCGAGGAUCUCAAGACCCACGAGUUCUUCCGCGCAUCGUCCUCAUCGCUAGCUUCGACGAACGCGACGGUCACAGGCCCGGUUUCGGCGACGUUCGGUAGUCAAGCUGGUGAUCGAACCUCUGGUCAUGGCGCAAACGGAACGUCCAUCGUCGUCGGUGCUGGAGCUGUUGGGGUCGCGGCCGUGUCGAUGAUGCUCGAUCAGGCGAUGGAAGAGCUAUUCGUGCCGUACAUGGAGGGGAAUCGGUACCUCGACCGGGAAGGGAAGAGUUUGACCGAGCUAUAUGCAGGCAAACUGCUGCGGUUCACGAACUGGCAUGUGAGUGUAAACAACAAACCCCUCUUCGAGUCUAGGUCACUGAUGAGCUGCUUGCGAACGCUUAAUAGCGAGCGAUGAACAAAGCCAAACCGAGCAACACCAUCUUUGAUCGCAUGGUGAACCAGUUAACGGCGGCGGCGAACCAAGCCUCGCAAAACAUCGUCCCCGAUCGCUCGUCGAUGCACGAGCACUCGGACCUCUCUCGACUCGAUCGACUGAUGAAGCUUUCUGGAUUGUCGAACUUGGCCAAGGAUAAGAUGAAGGACGGCGAGGAGAUUCACCCUGAGCAGAUGUUUGAGGAGGGGGAUGGCGAGUUGGAUCUGGGGGUUGCUGAGAGCAUGCUCAAGUGGCAUGCUGAGGCGGUCGGGAGGAUGGUUGAGCUCUCGGUUCUGGGCGACGUGUGAGUUUGCCAUGAGAGACCGGUUCGAAGUAAUGCAAACGCAUCAUGGCUGACCUGCUAUGAUAUCGACAAUAUGCGCAUAGAUCCAAGAACGCUUUCACCUUGCUCAAGGUCCUCGCCGACUCGUUCGGCAAAGCCUACGUUGAAACCGCUCUCGACACGGCGACGCACCAGCUCUCGUCGUACGACGCCAAGACCGAACCGGACCUCGGCCCCAUGUCCGUCUGUCGCUUGGCCGAUAUGAUCAUGCACCUUUGGCAACGCUACAUCACCACGGCGUUGGUACCUCUUGCGGGGACGAGUGUGACCGUUCGUCGUGAGAUGAAUAUCUUCAACAAUCAUGUCUCGGUGAGGAUCGAGCAGAAGAUCAAUACGAUCGUGCAGCGCACGACGGACGGUAA
This is a messenger RNA of Microbotryum saponariae, 3048 nucleotides long. Lineage: Eukaryota; Fungi; Basidiomycota; Microbotryomycetes; Microbotryales; Microbotryaceae. The record is from the annotation of a GenBank genome assembly.